AUGAGUCUCACCGCAGCUCCACUAGAGGAAGGUCUGGCUUUUGAUACUGGGCCAGAAAGUGCGCACGCUGUGCAGGAUUACGCGCUUGCACACCACAAGUCUGUUUGUGUCGAGCGCGCUAGCGGAUCGGAUCGGCGGAUGGCGUGUUCAUCCGAGGCGCCAUGUGGCUUUUUCGUCCAAAUCUAUCGGCAGCGCAUGGCAGACAGAAGAACGUAUGGAAAAUGGUAUAUUGCAUCGCUGAAUCUGACGCACUCGGAGGGCUGCACUUCGGUGCGUCGUCUCUCUACACGGCAAAUUGCGGGACUACCAGCCUUCGUGCAGGCUGUGCAGACAAACCCUAAAGCCUCAAUUGAGUCUCUGAUGGCGUUGGUGCUGCAGCGCCACGGCGUAUCGUUAGAGAAACAUCUUCGCCUGGUUUACAGAGCCAGAGAUUUGGUACGAAGUGGGAAAGUUGUUAAAAGUCAUUUAUUGUCCAGUCAAGACGAACCAUUGCCGGAAAGACAAUUUGUACGUUGUCGCGCGAUGAGCAAAAAGGGAUUGCCUGAUCCGAAUAUGCUUAAAAGUGCAGGUAGAAUGAUGUGGACAAACAUUCUUAUUGAGUCGCUUUUGAUUCAACGACUUGUAAAGUAUCGGCGACAAUUUGAUGAGACUGUAGAGCAGUCGCGGCAUCGCGAGCUUUGGAAAAAUAUCGAAAAUGAGUUCAAUGCAAUGCAUGACGAGACAGUCACGGUGUUGCAAUUGCGUUCCAAAUUCAAAUAUUUACAGGAUCAAUAUCUGAAAAUUCGUGCAGAAGAAGAGGCUACACAUGACAGCAAUAAACUGGUGAUAUAUCCGCACUAUUGGGACCUACUAGCCGAGUACUUUGGCGAUGAAGUGUCACAUCACAGCCAAAGUGUGGACGAAGAUAACGAGAACAUUGCGCUGACAGAAAUGAAUGGUGGUGAAACACCAAAUUUGAUGAAUGAGUUAGAUACUCAGCGAUCUGGACAGCUUGGCCCGUAUGUGCCCCCUUCUAAUGAAAACACUCAAAUUCAACCUUCACUUUAUCCAAUUCCUACUCAAACAGUUUCUCAAACCCAAUUUCCAGUCACUGAACUAGAAACGAUGACUGAUGGGCCAACAAAGAGAAGAAAGGUCAACACUUCGAUAGAUCUCCCUUCUCCCACAAUUGGUAUUCUCAAAGAAGUGUCACAAUCGCUAAAAACAUUUCAAAGCGUGCAGCGCAACAUAGCCCAAUCAGUGGAAGAUAUGAAACAAGUGCUUGAGCAAUCAAACGAGGCUAUCCGCGGCCUACAUCAUGCGUUGAACCAGUCUAUCCAAGUAAAUGCUGCCCUACUAGACUUCCUUAAGCGGCAAUCAUCUACAUAG
Messenger RNA from Plasmopara halstedii, 1368 nucleotides. RefSeq lists its product as uncharacterized. NCBI's taxonomy places the organism in Eukaryota, Oomycota, Peronosporomycetes, Peronosporales, Peronosporaceae. The transcript has a single exon. The record is from RefSeq and is a predicted model, not a curated record. Bases 1 to 1368 code for a protein of 455 amino acids.